AUGCAAUAUAGACAUAUUUAUCAGCCUAUUUGUAUCCAAACACUGAAGUACUAUCUGGAGAAAGAGAAGAACAUUGUGUUAAGAAAAGAGCGCCCCAGAGGCAGGCUGAUCCACAAGCCAUGCACUGAGACUGGAGUAAUGAAGGUGAGCUGUCUGGCCACGGGCUUCUACCCCCGACACAUCAACCUGACCAUGCUGAGAGACGGGCAUCCCGUCCCAGAUGAGGAGCUGAUUCUGGGGGAGGUGUUACCCAAUGGAGACGGGACCUACCAGACAAGGAGGACCCUGAGUAUCCGUUCAGAGGAACUGAGAGAGAGACAUCAUUACACCUGCUCUGUCACACAUCUUACUCUGGACAACAAGCUGGACAUAAAUUGGGAGGAAGGCUCAGAUGUUGCAGUCCUCAGUUCUCUGGUUGUAGUGCUGGUUCUGGUUCUUGUCUCUACCAUCCUUUUAUUUGUCAUCUAUAAGAGGAGGCGCAGAGACCGCCCCAGAGUCAGGCUGAUCCACAAGCCAUGCACUGAGACUGGAGAAAUGAAGGUGAGCUGUCUGGCCACGGGCUUCUACCCCCGACACAUAGUCCUGACCAUGCUGAGAGAUGGGCAUCCCAUCCCAGAUGAAGAGCUGAUUCUGGGGAGGUGUUACCCAAUGGAGACGGGACCUACCAGACAAGGAGGACCCUGA
Molecule: messenger RNA, 684 nt
Organism: Conger conger (European conger)
Lineage: Eukaryota; Metazoa; Chordata; Actinopteri; Anguilliformes; Congridae
Product: class I histocompatibility antigen, F10 alpha chain-like
Exons: 4
Coding region: 1-684 (227 amino acids)
Biological process (GO): immune response
Cellular component (GO): external side of plasma membrane
Source: RefSeq, a predicted model, not a curated record